UUCUUCCCUCUUCCGUUGCAGGCUUUUCGAGGCAAAAAUAAAAAGAGAAAUCUCUAGAUCCUGGAAUUAGGGUUUUGUCUCCUUGUAUCUCGAAUUCUUUUCUAUGAUUUAGGGGUUGAUCCCUGUGCAGUUGGCGCGAUUGCUACAUUUGAUGACUUUUUUGGCUUCAUUGAUGAAAUUAGAAGCUAUAGAUACAGGGGGUUAGGGUUUUCUCUCUAAUAGCUUGAUUUUUUCUUGAUUUAGAGUUAUAUUCCCUCUAAGAUUGGCGCCAUUAUCAUUUUGGUGUGCCUUUUGGAUUCCUUGAGAUAUGAAGGCAUUUGUGUAGGAAUGCGUGCUGAAAUAGAAAAUGGAAGGUUUUUAGGUGUGAGGUCGUUGAUCUGGUGACUUGAGGGCUUGACUUGCAAUCGUGUGGCUCUGAUCAGUGUGGAGAAUUGUAUGGUUCGUGAAAUUACUGAUAUAAUUGGUGCAAUUUGUUGAUUUACCAGGAUAAUGCAGGGUUCUAUUUUUCUAGUGACUCUGGUUGACCAGUAGUUUUUUCUGAUCAUCUGAUUAAAUUUUCAUAUUUGGGAGAAUUUUAGGUUUUCUCUGAUGAGGAUCGAGUGAUUGAUAUUUGGAUUUCAUUAAUUUAGCCAUGGAUUUUUCUUUUCAAAAUGGAAGACAUGGAAGUACUCACUCUUAUCAUGAUAGUGAUUUAGAAGGGAAUGGUGUUAGAGAUUUGGAUAAGAGGUUCAUGGCUGUGCCUUCCAAUUCAUCUGCUAUCAUGUCUUCCUCAGGAGUAAACUAUAUAGAGCAUCACAUCUCGAAAAUGGAUACUCUCGCCGGUGUGGCGAUCAAGUAUGGAGUCGAGGUAGCUGAUAUAAAACGAAUGAACGGUCUCGUAACAGAUCUGCAGAUGUUUGCUCAUAAAUCACUUCAGAUACCACUACCUGGGCGGCAUCCGCCAUCUCCUAUCGUGUCAAAUGGUUCCAAUAGUCUGAGUAAUGGAACAGGAGGUCCGACCCAACAACGCCGGCCAAAAGCCGGUCAUAGCAGUAAUGUUGCUGAGCUAGUCCAGUCGCUCAAGCUCAAAUUUCCACAACAAAGAAGAGUCUCUCCAGCCAUGAGCAGCUUACAAGGCUACUAUGGCCUCUCACUUUCCAAAGCAAAUAGCAAUUAUACCAAUAAUGAGGGCAUGGAGAUGGCCACUUACAAAACAGGAAGCAGCAGUCGAGGCAAGUCUUUAGAGGAUGAGCCGCAGUCUCUACCCUUCGAUUUCCCUGUUAACAAGCAUCGGAAGUCCAGGAGCCUCAUCAAUGGGUUCUUGCCUGAGAGUAAUGGGUUAUUGCCGGAGGAUGUCCCUAUGUCAGGAGCCGGUGACUCAGAGAGUGAGAGAUCAGGCGAGAAGUCAGUAAGAAGGCGGCAAAAGACUGAGAGUACCCUUGUGGGGGAUGCACCUCCAUCUAAGGUGAGUCCAGCCCCUAGGCGCAAUAGGGCCUCUUCCUCUAACUUAAGGGAUGGGGAUGGGGCUCAUGUGAAUGCUUUGCCCUUUGGUGACUCGUUUAUGGCCGAUGGCUUUGGUGCGGUGCGCAAGUCCUCAAGCACAUCGAAUUUGCAGGACCAAGAUAACGUCUCGCCCCUUAGGCUGGGGGGCCCUAAGCGGGCCUUGAAGCCCGAUUUCCAGUCUCUCUCUGCGGCAACCAUUGCGAGGCCCAUUUUUGAUGGGCUUCCCAAGCCCAUGGGUUGGAGGAGCAAGGCGGCUCUUGACUAGCUGUUGCCCUAGGCAUGUUUGGUAUAGUUAGUGCAUAUACUGUAUGUACACAGUUUAAAAGCAUGAUCUGGAAACAAGAGAUUCAAUUCAUUCAAAUUCACACGAGGAAGGUUACUUGCCGAGAACGAGUUGGGCCUUCCAAUUUACAGCGUAGCUUUUGCAUCGAAAGUGGGUAAUAAGCGAGCUCAACAGCAUCUCUUCGGAGCAAGAGUAUGGAUGAAACAAUGGAGAGUGCCAAAAGGUAAAUGUUUUAUGGUCUGGGUUGCUGCCAUGUUACUACUCUCAACCACUAUUUCAUGCUGUGGUUAUAGGAAUGAAUGAUUAGUUGUUUAUUAUAUUAUCGUGCAAUUCUCCUUUUUAUCUUUUUUGUAUUUAUUCAAAGCCCAUUGUUUUGAUUUAAAUGUGCCAUUCGCACUACUUUGGAAAAUGGUGCUUUAUGCAAACCCCAAUAAUGCAUUGUUGUUGUGUUUUAUUGCUUC
Amborella trichopoda is the source of this 2226-nucleotide messenger RNA. RefSeq lists its product as uncharacterized. Lineage: Eukaryota; Viridiplantae; Streptophyta; Magnoliopsida; Amborellales; Amborellaceae. The record is from RefSeq and is a predicted model, not a curated record.